Molecule: messenger RNA, 775 nt
Organism: Sipha flava (yellow sugarcane aphid)
Lineage: Eukaryota; Metazoa; Arthropoda; Insecta; Hemiptera; Aphididae
Gene: Trs33
Product: trafficking protein particle complex subunit 6B
Exons: 4
Coding region: 147-617 (156 amino acids)
Biological process (GO): endoplasmic reticulum to Golgi vesicle-mediated transport; regulation of GTPase activity
Cellular component (GO): cis-Golgi network; trans-Golgi network; TRAPP complex
Source: RefSeq, a predicted model, not a curated record
GAAAUUAACGAGAUAAGACAGUAUUGUUUUCCUUUUGCUCGAUAAUGAGAAAUGUUGAUAUCCAAUCGGUAGGUGUAAAGCUCGUCAAGUCUUGAACCACGUCCGACGGGAAUCGAAUCGAAACCGUCAAGAGAUAUUGAUGAGAGAUGUCGGCGGAAGACGUGUUGUUCGACAUGCUGCAUUCGGAAAUCGUGUCGUAUUUGGUGUCGAAGUCGGCCGAGGACGAAGACAUAUCAAUAUUGGAACACUUGGGCUACUCGUGCGGUUGGCGGUUGAUUGAAAGAAUAACAAAAGAGUUGCCGAGGUAUAAAGAAGAAUUAGAAAUAUUAAAAUUCAUAUGCACAGAUUUCUGGUCUUGUGUUUACAAAAAGCAAGUGGAUAACUUACGAACCAAUCAUCAAGGUGUUUACGUAUUGCACGACAAUGAGUUUCGUUUUUUUAGCAAGCUGUCAAAUGGCACGCAAUAUCUAAAAUCUGCACCAAAAUAUGCUACAUUUACAUGCGGUCUAAUUCGAGGAGCUCUAGAAAACUUUGGGAUUUCAAGUAUUGUUACUGUUGAAAUAAUCAGAAUGCCAUCUUGUAAAUUUCAUAUACAAGUAUUACCAUCAUCGUCUUAAUAUUCAUGGGACAAGUCAAUAUAAAUUUGUCAGUGUUCCUUUUAAGAACAUUCUGGAUCUCAAUCCAAUAAUAUUUUUGCUGUAUUCAACAACAAAGCAAUUUUUGUUCUAAUAUUUUAUUGUUUAUAAAUUAAUAUAUUACACUUCUUAUUCAAUGA